Molecule: messenger RNA, 1703 nt
Organism: Brassicogethes aeneus
Lineage: Eukaryota; Metazoa; Arthropoda; Insecta; Coleoptera; Nitidulidae
Source: the annotation of a GenBank genome assembly
AAAUUUAAAUAAAAUUUUUAUUUUUUAUGACAAGAUAAGCAAAUACUUAGAGGCCAACAUAUCAUACAACCAGUCGUAAAAUAUGUCUCUUUUAACCCACUCUAUAAUACUAGACUUCUUUGUCAUAAUAUCUGCCUUAAUUCUAACAUUAUACGCAACAUUUAAAUGGCGAUUUGGCUAUUGGAAUCGAAAAAGAUUCCAACACCUGCAACCAACGUUUCCAAUGGGAACAUACGACCUAAGUAAAUCUCUGAUCGAGAACAUGAAGAUUUACUAUAAUUUUGGGAAGCAAAUGGACUGGAAGCAUUUUGGUGUGUAUUCAACAUGUCACCCCAUAUACUUUGUCAGAGAUUUAGGCUACAUUAAAAACAUUCUGGCGACAGAUUUUGAGUACUUUUGUGCCAGAGGAAUUUAUUUUAAUGAGAACGAUCCAAUGAGCAAUAAUUUGUUUCAUGCAGCAGGCUCAAAAUGGAAGACGCUAAGAAAAAAACUGACACCUGUAUUCACUUCUGAAAAACUCAAGUACAUGUUUAAAACCUUGACUGAUUGCGGAGUCAUUCUAGACAAUGAACUGGAAAAACAAUUAAAAAACUAUAAACCAAUCUAUGUAAAGGAAUUAACAGCAAGUUACACCACUGAUAUCAUAGGUUCUUGUGCGUUUGGUUUGGAGUGCCAGUCUUUCCAUGGAAUCAGAAUUCAAUCGUUUCGGAAAAAAAAAUUUCAGUAACCUAAAAUUAAGAAUGAUCAAAAUAAAUCUAAUGAUAGCAUUCCCAAGGAUAGCUAAUUUUUUUAACAUGAGAAUUAUGGAACAAGAAACAACUGACUUUUUUAUAAAUGUUGUUAAAGAUACGGUGCGUUACAGAAAAGAAAACAACGUGAGUCGCAAAGAUUUCCUGCAAAUUUUAAUCAACAAUCAAGCAGAAAACUCCGCAGGAGACGGCAAUUCGUUGACCUUUAUGGAAAUUGCGGCUCAGGCUUUUGUUUUCUAUAUUGCAGGAUAAUAAACUUCGGCCACCACAAUGACCUUCGCUCUAUUCGAGAUGAGUUUGAACCAGGAAGUGCAGGAGCGGGUCAGGCAGGAAGUUAAGGAAGUUUUGGCCAGGCAAAAUGGAGAGAUCAACUAUGAUUCCAUAAUGGAGAUGAAGUACAUGGAGCAAGUCAUACGAGAGGCACUAAGAAUGUAUUCCCCGGCAUCUGUACUAAAAAGAAGGUGCAUAAAAGACUACAAAGUACCUGGGAGCGAUUUAGUCAUAGAAAAAGGUACUCUAGCUAUAAUACCGGUCGUUGGUAUUCACUACGAUGAAGACCACUUCCCGAAUCCAGAAAAAUUCGAUCCUGAAAGAUUUAGCGAUAAGAACAUACACAAUAUAAAACCGUUUUCACAUUUGGCAUUCGGUGGUGGAAGAAGAGAAUGCAUUGGUGAAAGAUUUGGAAUUAUGCAAUCGAAGGUUGGACUUGCUACUUUAUUAAAGAAAUACAAAUUUACUUUAAGUGAAAAAACUCAAAUGCCUUUAAAAAUGGAUCCCAGCCAGUUUUUAACCACAGCAGUUGGAGACAUUUGGCUUGACUACGAAAAAAUAUAAUCACGUUUUUAGUCAGUUUAGGUUAUAAAAAGAUUAAGAAAUUUAUUAAAAAUGUAUAAUUACUAAUAAAGCUAACAUCAACUUUAUAUGAAAAUUCCUUAAAUUAAAUGCAAACUAUGU